Molecule: messenger RNA, 5044 nt
Organism: Cavia porcellus (domestic guinea pig)
Lineage: Eukaryota; Metazoa; Chordata; Mammalia; Rodentia; Caviidae
Gene: Ipo8
Product: importin 8
Exons: 27
Coding region: 149-3496 (1115 amino acids)
Biological process (GO): protein import into nucleus
Cellular component (GO): cytosol; nuclear envelope
Molecular function (GO): small GTPase binding
Source: RefSeq, a predicted model, not a curated record
UGGUUGCAGGUGGCGACGGUGGCGGGGGUUGGGGUGGGGAGUGAGGUAGUUUAGGGCGCGCGGCAGAGGAGGCCGCGAAGUUCCCGCGAAAGCUAAAGCUGCAGUCAGGCCUACUCGCCCGGGGGCCGCGGAACCCCCGGCCGGGGAGAUGGACCUCAACCGGAUCAUUCAGGCUCUGAAGGGCACCAUCGACCCGAAGCUGCGCCUCGCUGCGGAGAACGAGCUCAACCAGUCCUACAAGAUUAUCAAUUUUGCCCCCAGUUUACUUCGGAUUAUAGUCUCUGACCAUGUAGAAUUCCCAGUACGCCAGGCAGCUGCUAUCUACCUGAAGAACAUGGUGACCCAGUACUGGCCAGAUCGAGAACCUCCACCGGGAGAAGCAGUCUUUCCAUUCAACAUUCAUGAAAAUGACCGCCAGCAGAUACGUGAUAAUAUUGUGGAAGGGAUAAUUCGGUCUCCUGAUUUAGUGAGAGUCCAGUUAACAAUGUGUCUUCGUGUCAUCAUUAAACAUGAUUUUCCUGGUCACUGGCCAGCAGUGGUGGACAAGAUAGACUAUUACUUGCAAUCCCAGAACAGUGGAAGCUGGCUUGGCAGUUUAUUAUGUCUGUAUCAACUGGUGAAGACUUAUGAAUAUAAGAAAGCAGAAGAAAGAGAGCCUCUUAUUGCAGCAAUGCGGAUAUUUCUGCCGUGUAUUCAGCAGCAGAUCAUGCAGCUCCUUCCUGAUUCCUCCCAUUAUUCUGUGUUACUCCAGAAACAGAUCUUGAAGAUCUUCUAUGCACUGGUUCAGUAUGCAUUGCCUCUUCAGCUGGUGAAUAACCAAACCAUGACGACAUGGAUGGAGAUCUUCCGAACCAUCAUCGACCGAAUGGUGCCCCCUGAGACGCUACAGAUUGAUGAGGAUGAUAGACCAGAACUAGUGUGGUGGAAGUGUAAGAAGUGGGCGCUGCAUAUUGUAGCUCGUCUUUUUGAGAGGUAUGGAAGCCCAGGAAAUGUCACAAAAGAAUACUUUGAAUUUUCUGAAUUCUUUUUGAAAACCUAUGCAGUGGGAAUUCAGCAGGUGCUACUAAAAAUUUUGGAUCAGUAUAGACAGAAAGAAUACAUAGCACCCCGUGUUCUUCAGCAAGCAUUCAACUAUCUCAACCAAGGCAUCGUGCAUUCUGUAACCUGGAAGCAGAUGAAGCCACACAUACAGAAUAUCUCUGAAGACGUGAUUUUUUCUGUGAUGUGCUAUAAAGAUGAAGAUGAAGAGCUAUGGCAAGAGGAUCCGUAUGAAUACAUAAGGAUGAAAUUUGAUAUUUUUGAAGAUUAUGCCUCUCCUACUACAGCAGCCCAGACUCUUCUAUAUACUGCUGCAAAAAAAAGGAAAGAGGUGUUGCCAAAAAUGAUGGCAUUCUGUUACCAAAUCCUCACAGACCCAAACUUUGACCCGAGGAAGAAAGAUGGGGCCCUGCAUGUGAUUGGUUCCUUGGCAGAGAUUUUAUUGAAGAAGAGUUUAUUCAAGGACCAAAUUGAGUUAUUUCUACAGAAUCAUGUAUUUCCCCUAUUACUGUCUAACCUGGGAUAUCUUCGGGCUCGAUCCUGCUGGGUGCUUCAUGCAUUCAGUUCUUUGAAGUUUCAUAAUGAGCUCAACCUAAGACAUGCUGUGGAUCUGGCGAAGAAGAGCCUGAUUGAAGAUAAGGAGAUGCCGGUCAAAGUGGAAGCUGCCCUUGCCCUCCAGUCAUUAAUUUCUAACCAGAUCCAAGCUAAGGAAUAUAUGAAGCCGCAUGUGAGGCCUAUUAUGCAGGAGCUGUUGCACAUUGUCAGAGAGACAGAAAAUGAUGAUGUUACUAAUGUCAUCCAGAAGAUGAUAUGCGAAUACAGUCAAGAGGUUGCAUCAAUUGCAGUUGACAUGACCCAACACUUGGCUGAGAUAUUUGGCAAAGUUCUUCAGAGUGAUGAAUAUGAAGAGGUUGAAGACAAAACAGUGAUGGCUAUGGGAAUUUUACAUACUAUUGAUACGAUUUUAACAGUUGUAGAAGAUCAUAAAGAGAUUACACAGCAGUUAGAGAAUAUCUGUCUACGGAUCAUUGAUCUUGUUUUACAGAAACAUGUAAUUGAAUUCUAUGAAGAAAUUCUUUCACUGGCGUACAGUUUAACCUGCCACACUAUCUCCCCUCAAAUGUGGCAGCUUCUGAGUAUUUUAUAUGAAGUUUUCCAGCAGGAUUGCUUUGAAUACUUCACAGACAUGAUGCCACUUCUGCAUAACUAUGUGACAAUAGAUACAAAUACCUUACUCUCAAGUCCAAAAUAUUUAGAAGUCCUUUUCACAAUGUGUAGAAAGGUCCUGUGUGGAGAUGCAGGGGAAGACGCUGAAUGUCACGCCGCCAAACUUCUGGAAGUCAUUAUUCUUCAGUGCAAGGGAAAGGGCAUUGAUCAGUGCAUUCCACUCUUUGUCCAACUCGUUCUGGAGAGAUUGACCCGCGGGGUCAAAACAAGUGAGCUCCGCACGAUGUGUCUGCAGGUUGCAAUUGCUGCCCUGUACUACAACCCUGACCUGCUGCUGCACACCUUAGAACAACUUCACCUGCCUCACAACCCUGGACCUAUCACUGUACAGUUUGUAAAUCAGUGGAUGAAUGAUACAGAUUAUUUUCUUGGGCAUCAUGACCGAAAGAUGUGUAUAAUAGGACUGAGUAUCCUUCUGGAAUUACAAAACCGCCCUCCUGCAGUAGAAGCUGUGGUAGGACAGAUUGUUCCCUCAAUUCUUUUCCUUUUCCUUGGCCUAAAGCAGGUCUGUGCUACUAGACAACUGGUAAACCGAGAAGAUCGUUCAAAAGUAGAGAAAGCUGAUAUGGAAGAAAAUGAAGAGAUAUCCAGUGAUGAGGAGGAGACAAAUGCGAAUGCUCAAGCCAUGCAGUCAAAUACCAGGAAAGGCGAGGAAGAGGAAGAGGACGAUGACUGGGAUGAAGAAGUGCUGGAGGAGACUGCUCUGGAGGGGUUCAGCACACCACUUGACCUUGACGACAGUGUGGACGAAUAUCAGUUUUUUACACAGGCUCUGCUGACUGUGCAGAGUCGAGAUGCUGCCUGGUACCAGCAGCUGACGGCCCCACUGAGUGACGACCAGAAGAGGAUGCUGCAGGAGGUGUACGCAUUGGCAGAGCACCGAAGGACAGUGGCAGAGGCAAAGAAGAAGAUUGAGCAGCAGGGUGGCUUCACAUUUGAAAACAAAGUACUGGGGACUGGAUUGCAGAGAGAAUUCGCUCAGGAGCCAGUGCGGAGCAAGGAUCCACUCCCGACAAUGGCCAGCAGAUGCCAUGAAGUAAGCAGCUUUGCCCUUCUGCCACGAUCUAUCUGCUUCAGAGCCAGCCAGACGUGGACUGAGUUUGCUGAAACCGUGAGCCAAGGAAAAGUCUCCUUCUUACAUUGUGGGUGUCAGCUACUGAUCUCAGUGAGCAAAUACAAAGAACUGGGACUAGAGAAGUGGAGUCCGAACAGCGACUGCCUGAGACCAUGAAGUUCAGAUGCAUUUGGGACAGUUUUGAGGGAGGGAAUUGGGGAUGUUAACAGCUGUGUGCUAGAGAAGCCCUGCAAUGCCAUAAGCAAAGCCUAGUGGGUGUUUCUGAUUGGAUCUCAGAUGACCAGAGUGCUGGCGAACUGCAGAGAGCAGAGCCAAGUCUCAGGAGGUCUCAGGUGGGAACUUCCUGUGCAUGUUACAUUCUGGCCAGAGAGAACUUGUCUGCGCUCUGCACAGGUCCUGAAACUUUCAUGUCUUUCUCACUUUCCACCUGUGAGACAAGAUACUUGACACCCGCAGUUUAGAGGAGGAGGGGUUUGUUUGGGCUCAGACUUCUAGUCUCUGGUGGACUGGCUCCAAGGCAGAAACAGGAGGGAAGAGGGACACGGCCAAGGGAAAGGUGCUCAGGCCACAGUGGUCAGCAACCCCGUUCCCAGCAGCCUCACACCCUGACAGCACAUCUACCCCCUGAACUCAUCAGUGGACAAGUCCUCUGUAGAGUAUGCUGCCCUUCCCAUCUAAUCAACUUCCAAACAGAGGAGACUUCUGAGGGGGACUUCAGGUUAAAAGGUAUCACCUCCACCUUUUUCCCAAGGACUCAUGUCUGUCUCAUGAGAAUGAAUUGAGUUUCUCAGAGUCAAGUUGAUAUGCCACAGGCAUUCCAGGGCUAUGGAAGUCCUAUAGCGUAUUCUUAUCAAAAAAACAACAAAACUAACCAUUCUUAUCACUAAGGAGCAGGACCACAAACUGAACCUCAAGGAAGAGGGGCAGCAGCCAGCAAUAGGCUGAGCUAAAUAGAAGAAACAGGCCCCCACAUGCAGACAGUAGCAGAACCAGGGCAUGAAAUAGAAAUGGUGCACUGCAGGGCAGGGCAGCGCCCUGAGUCUGUCCUUCCCCACUGGAUCUCAGGCUCCAGUCCACAGCCCAUUAGGACGGGAUGCCUGGGGAGCCUCCACGCAGUCCCCUCAUCAUGCCCUAGCAGCAUCCAGGUGACAAGGUAAGGAGAUGCCAUCCAGGCCUGCUGGACCAGCUCUGACUUGGGACCCUGCACAGCCUGAUGUGCGCCCUCUGCCGGCAGCAUCUGCUUCCUGCUCCUCAUCUGAUCCUUGCUCUUCAAUCUCAGGAACCUGCUGGGCCAGGAAGCUGAUGGAAUCCAGUGAUUCACAACCAAAUGAAAAUCAGCAUGAAUGGGAUAAUCACGACCAGGGUAUCAGGACCCCAUCCCGUUUCCUCCCUCAGUCUUUCAGAACCAUAAAUAAGCUUUUAAAGUUCAAACUGUGAUAGGGGAAAGAAGAAAGGGAAAAAAGAAAAAAUUAGAGUGAAGACAAUUGCACAGCUAGCUUUGAUUUGUUCCUUGAAAGCAAAGUUUUGUACUAACAUUGUUUAGAUGCUAUAGGAUGCCUACAUCCUGUACUCCGAAUAGCUACCUGGAAGACAACAGCAUGCAGGGUAUCAAGUAUUGUCGCUGUCCUACUAUCCUGUUCGCAAACUCAGUUUCAUUUUGUCAUGUUCUACUCUUAAAAAUAAAAAAGAUUUUAAAAUUUAAAA